Aureobasidium uvarum is the source of this 2007-nucleotide messenger RNA. NCBI's taxonomy places the organism in Eukaryota, Fungi, Ascomycota, Dothideomycetes, Dothideales, Saccotheciaceae. The record is from the annotation of a GenBank genome assembly.
AUGGCUGAAAAGAACCCUCUUAUUGAGGCCUUGCCGCCUGCUACUGACUACAUCAGCUAUCUAACCAUCAUUGAGUACAACCUCAACCCGGAGUCUUUGCCGACACUUCAUCAAGUACUGCAAGACACCAAGUUAACCACUAACAUCGGUUGGGAUCUUGUUCACCUGCUCGUGCCUCUGCUACCAAAUUCAGACGAGUGCCUCCAGGAUAUCGCGCGUCUGGGAAACCCUCGCGAAGUCAUCCUGAAGGUCACAGAGUCACUGCGCUUGAUCGACUUCCAGGGUCUAGAGCCAGACACUGAUGAUGAUGAACCCAUCGCCGGAGAAGAGACAGCACCGGCUUACCAUCCUGCAAAGACCGCGCCUGUGGGAGAAGAUGGCAGCAAGACUACACAAGCAGUCGAAACGCCUGCGCCUCUGCCCCUCCCUGUGCUGCAGUUCACCAGCUUGUUAUCCAUGCUAUCCAUCUUGCACACUCGCAUAAAGACACAGUAUCCCAGUCGCUUCCUAUCGACAUCACUUCAAGCCAUCCUGGUAUCUUUCAACAACGCAGCAAAACACAAGGAAGAGUUGAUGUCGGCAAUUAUUCAGUUCGUAAAGACCGUCUCUGGAACUAAGCGCCCUAAUCUGCCUCCCCGUAAGAGCAGUACUCAGAUUUUGACUGCAAAGAGUGUUCAAGCAUCGGCACCUGACCCGGAGUCUGAGACUGCUGCCAAGUCGCCAUCCGCAAGCGAGGCUGAUAUUCAGAAGCGCCUAUUCCAAUCAUUCAUCACGCACAUCUUCGAGGACUACAUGCUCACACUAGCUUCGGAUAGCGAUGCCCCUGGUCUGGCCUGGUGCAGCCGCUUGCAGGAGAAGUUACAUCCUGAGCGCACUGUCCCUGGAAAGCCUUCCAUGACGGACAAGUUCAUCUUGGACGAAGAGCUCGCUGGUCGCUUGACUGCUGUUGGUGGCCUUGUCGCUCUUGCCCGCGAUCUCGGCAUGGAACGCAAGGAUCUCCUACCCGCGAUGGAGGGCGCCAAUGCAGGCUCAUCUCUUGUCCCCGACAACGAAGACGAGUUCCCCAAGACCGCGGCUGAUAUCCCUUUGUCAAAGGUGGGCUCGCUGUUCAUGUUUGCCGCUGCAAAUGUGGCUACUGUGCUUUACUCCACACCCAAGCCCAAAGAUGCAUUUAGCAUCUUCCCCGACCAUCAAAAAGUGCUCCACAACUACAUUGCCAGCUCGCCAGACAUGGGCGCAACCAUCGGCACCGAACCCGAAGCUGUGCUAGAUGCCGUGCUCGCUCUUGCCAUCCUCGCCAUCGAAGAAGACAAUGUCGGCGAACCCACAGACAGCGAAGAGUUUAACCAAUACCUGCAAUAUCUCUCUUUGAUGUCUUCAAACUCGCCUUCGCCGAGUAUACGCUACCACGCCUUUUACCUCGCAACCACGAUCUUGCGCUCCAAUCCUUCAGAUGUCGAACGCCUCGCCUUUAUCAAAGACACGCUCGAACACUGCCCCUUUGACAAUCUCAAAGCCGCAGCUGUAAGCUGGAUCAAGGGGGAAACCAUCGAAGCCAACCCACCCACUGGCUCCUCCCAAGCAUCCACACAGCAAAGCUCCGUCUUUGCAACUCCAGUGGCAUUGGACACACUAGCACCCUACCUCUUCCCCGAUCUCACCCACGACCUCACAGCGACCUCCAUCACAGACUCCUUUGUGACAUUCCAACAAAAUCUGCACUUCUACCUCGCAACCCUGAACUUCUACUACUUGCUCUUGUCGGCAAAUCAUCUACACGAGGCAUUGGCGAUUGGGGAUUUGCAUUGCAACAACGAUAUCGCGGGGUCGUUUUUGCAGCCGUUGAGGGAAGCAUCUGCUCGCUUCAAGCAAGCCAAGGCCGCUGGUGAGUUGGAGAGUGUUUGGGAAGAGGCAAGUGAUGGGGAUGAGAAGAUGGCGGAGUUGGGACUAUUGGAUGUGACGUUGGAGAAGGUUACUGCUGGUGUCGCGCGAUUGAAUCAGAACUGA